AUGGAGAUGAACUACGAUGAGAAGACACUUCACCAACUCGAGUCAGAGCUCGGGACCAAGAUAUAUCCUGGUACCGAAAUCAUGACAGACACUGGCACUCAUCAUUUUGUCAAGUCUUCAAAGAACGUGCUCGUGCCACAGCCGUCAAACGAUCCAAAUGAUCCGCUGAACUGGAGUCCCUUUUGGAAGGGAACCACAAUGGGCUUGACAACCAUAAUGUCGUUUGCGCAGGCCGUCGGUCCUCUAGCGUUGCCCCCGAUGUUCCCCAAACUAAUGGCAGAAUUCAACUGUGAUCUGGCGGGUGCCGUUCAAUUUAUUGGUGUUUGUAUUCUAGUUCUAGGUUUCAGUAAUUUCUUCUGGGUCCCUAUUAUGACGACAUUCGGCCGCCGACCCGUUCUCAUAUUCUCAACACUGAUUUGCGUCAUCGCAAAUAUCUGGCGUGGUGUCGCAACCUCCUAUGGAAGCUUUAUGGGCGCCUGCGUUCUUAACGGCUUUGGAGCCGGCCCCGCCGAGACCGCUCAACCCCAGAUCAUCGCUGAUGUAAUGUUUCUUCAUGAGCGCGGUGCUUAUAAUACCCUUUAUUUCACUGCGUAUUUUGGUUCCCUGAUGGUCGGUCCUAUCAUUGCUGGUCCCAUGACAGAUUAUCUUCACUGGCGGCACUUCUGGUGGCUUAAUGUUGGCCUUCUCGGAGCCGUAAAUGUCGCCUUGGUCUUUUUGUUUCCAGAGACAAAAUGGCACCGCCUUCAUCCGGAAGAGCUAGCAAACCUCGAUGGACCUCUAAACUGUGGUGGUGUCAUGAAUAAACAACCUGAAAAGGCAGAAACUACGUCUGUUGAAGCGGCAUCUGAGUUGCAGGCUGAGAACGGACAAGUCAGCCGUGUUGAGACACAAAAAGACACUUUCUUGGGCAAAGGAGUUCCCUGCAAACGGCAAUUCAAACUUUGGCAGUUGCACGAUCAUCCAUUCAAGUCAAUGCUUGGUGAAUUUUGGACACCUUGGAAGCUGCAUGCCUUUCCUAUUGUUCAACUCGCGGCUUUUGUUGUCUCUUGGUCUGCAUCUGUAUUCCUAACCGUCAAUUUAACGCAGAGCCAGAAUUUCGCGGCACCGCCAUACAAUUUCUCCCCACAGGCUGUUGGUUUUACAAACUGGGCUCUUCUUGUCGGUGCCUUGAUUGGGCUGUUUACCAAUGGACCUCUAUCCGACUGGGUUUCCAUGCGUGCUACCAGAAAAAAUAAUGGGAUCCGAGAGCCGGAGAUGAGGCUCCCUGCCAUGAUACCAUACGUAAUUCUCGUGAUUGUCUGCAACCUGGUGGUGGCAUUGGGAUACCAAUACAAAUGGGAUUGGAGAGCUAUCGUUUUGGUCGGCUAUACGGGAGCAGGAAUCCAAGUCGCGGCCCUUCCUGCUAUUAUUAGCACAUAUGCCAUCGAUAGUUAUAAGCCAGUUGCUGGGAGUAUUUUUGUCACCAUCACCGUCAACAAGAAUUUAUGGGGCUAUGGCGUCGGCAAAUUUCUCACCCCUUGGACGAUGAAAAACGGGUUUAUCCCUGCUAUUAUGGUCAACAUGGCCCUGACAGUAUUCUGGUGCGCAUGCGCCAUCCCAUUCUACGUUUGGGGAAAGAAGCUACGCAAGUUAACGUCGAAGUCAUCUGUACACAAAAUGUAA
Molecule: messenger RNA, 1662 nt
Organism: Ophidiomyces ophidiicola
Lineage: Eukaryota; Fungi; Ascomycota; Eurotiomycetes; Onygenales; Onygenaceae
Exons: 8
Coding region: 1-1662 (553 amino acids)
Biological process (GO): transmembrane transport
Molecular function (GO): transmembrane transporter activity
Source: RefSeq, a predicted model, not a curated record